Nelumbo nucifera (sacred lotus) is the source of this 1270-nucleotide messenger RNA. RefSeq names its product flavonol synthase/flavanone 3-hydroxylase. The record is from RefSeq and is a predicted model, not a curated record. NCBI's taxonomy places the organism in Eukaryota, Viridiplantae, Streptophyta, Magnoliopsida, Proteales, Nelumbonaceae.
ACUCAGAGUCAUCGAGCGAGCGAGAGAGAAAGAAAUAAAGAAAUAAAGAAAUAAAGAAAUAAAGAGAGAGCGUCCCGCAAUUGGCUACAAUGGAGGUGGAGCGAGUGCAAGCUAUUGCUUCAAUAUCCAAAAUCAUCGACACCAUCCCUCCUGAGUUCAUACGAUCAGAGAGGGAGCAACCCGCCGUCACCACCUACAGUGGACCUGUCCCGGAAGUCCCGGUCAUUGAUCUGGGCAACCCAGACGAGGAAAGCGUGGUCCGUGCAAUCGCCGAAGCUAGCCAAGAGUGGGGCAUCUUCCAGGUCGUCAACCACGGCAUACCCAGUGAGGUCAUCCAGAGACUACAAACGGCCGGCAGAGAGUUCUUUGAGCUGCCACAAGAAGAGAAGGAGGCCUACGCCAGGCCUCCUGACGCCGAGAGCCUUGAAGGCUAUGGAACCAAGCUUCAGAAAGAAGUGGAAGGCAAGAAAGCCUGGGUUGAUUUCCUCUUCCACAACGUCUGGCCUGCAAACCGCAUCAACUACAGGUUCUGGCCCAAGAAUCCACCGUCUUACAGGGAGGCCAACGAAGAGUACGUCAAAUACUUGAUAAGGGUGGUGGACAAGCUAACGAGGUAUCUGUCUUUGGGGCUGGGACUUGAAGGAAAUGUGAUAAAAGACGCCGUGGGUGGAGAUGAGUUGGAGUACCUUCUGAAAAUUAAUUAUUACCCUCCAUGUCCUCGGCCGGAUCUGGCUCUUGGGGUGGUGGCUCACACGGAUUUGUCGGCCUUGACACUUCUUGUGCCCAACGACGUUCCUGGACUUCAGGUAUUCAAAGAUGACCACUGGUUUGACGCUAAAUACGUCCCCAACGCUCUCAUCAUCCACAUCGGUGACCAAAUUCAGAUUCUCAGCAAUGGCAAGUACAAGAGUGUGCUGCAUAGGACCACAGUGAACAAGAACAAAGCAAGGAUGUCAUGGCCGGUCUUCUGUUCACCGCCGGCAGAGCUGGUUGUUGGCCCCCUUCCCCAACUUGUUAAUGAAGAGAAUCCCCCCAAAUACAAGAGCAAGAAAUACAAGGAUUAUGAGUACUGUAAGCUCAACAAGCUUCCUCAGUAAAUUGUAUCAAUGGCAACAAAUAAUAUUUUGGGGGUGGGAAUCUUUUGUUUUGUUUCUAUUUAUUUUGGGCCUGUCUGUGCCUAUGAAGACUGGUUAUUUAGCUUUCUGUGCAGUCAUGAUAACUUGCUUUUGCAUAGUUAAAUAAAAAGUGUUAGUUUGUUAUUUAUUAUUUA